AUUUGUUCGCAGGCUGACGUACCGCUCUCAACCUGCAGCCUAGCCUGGUCGUAGCCCCGCCUAAGCGCCCCCUCAGGCCAUCUCAAGUCUUCUCAGUGGACAGUUCCAAUUUCCCAUGUCCGGGGACUGAAUUUCGAUAACUGCCUUCCUCUGUUCCCCCAACUCUUUUGCCGCUUCUCUUGCCAAACCGAAGUCAACGGUCAUAGUACCAUUCUCUCGAUCCUGAUCACUCGUUACUGCAGUUUAUCCUUCUCUUGGUUUUCCUUCUUCCAAAUAUAGCAGCUUGUGGACAUCUUCCUUCUCUUGGCUUGGGUACAACUCUGAUGUCACUGAGCUCAGCUUCAGUCCGAGCUUCUUGGCUUCCACUCUCGCUAAUUCCCAGGCCUGCCCGACAUUGAUUUGCCUAAUCAUAGCCCCUUUCAAGUUCGCAUCACACCUCAACAAUAUAUAUUACCUGGUCCAAGCCUUCUGAGGUUGUCUCCUCUCGAAUACUCUCUAUACUUCGCCACAGAGCUCGGAGUUUGUCAAUAUUUCAUCCAACAUGCAGUCAGUGCAAAGGAAGUUUGGCAAGCUCAUGAGCAGAGGUCCUGGCGACAACGCCAAAGUCUCGGUCCUUCUGAAUGACUACGAAGAUGCAGAUCGUGUUCUGGCAAAGAUCAUUGAAAGUACAAAAUCUUGGCAAGAAUCAUGGAACAGCCUUGUGUCCUCUCAACUCGAUAUCGCCGUCGUCUACGCCUCCCUUUACGAUCCUAUAGUUGGCGCGUCCGACGGCCAUGGUCGCCCGGCCCAGCAGACUGGGGAGGACCAGCUCCGCCGGACUUUCGCACUCAAGGAGGCGUAUACUGAGCUGAGAACCGAACUUGUUGACGGUAUCCAAUCUAUUGAAAAGGAGGUCAUCAGCCCGGCCCUCGACGCUCGAAACUCCAUCGCUCCGAUACG
Molecule: messenger RNA, 939 nt
Organism: Cryphonectria parasitica EP155
Lineage: Eukaryota; Fungi; Ascomycota; Sordariomycetes; Diaporthales; Cryphonectriaceae
Exons: 2
Biological process (GO): actin cortical patch localization; plasma membrane tubulation; endocytosis
Cellular component (GO): Rvs161p-Rvs167p complex; medial cortex; mating projection tip
Molecular function (GO): lipid binding
Source: RefSeq, a predicted model, not a curated record